Messenger RNA from Miniopterus natalensis, 8048 nucleotides. NCBI's taxonomy places the organism in Eukaryota, Metazoa, Chordata, Mammalia, Chiroptera, Miniopteridae. The record is from RefSeq and is a predicted model, not a curated record.
GCCAGCUGCCUUUAAAUUUGGGGAGCAGCCCUGCGAGAAGUGCACCCAGACGUCCCUAGGGCCUCUUUGCAGACAGACGGCUCGCAGCUGCUGGAGGGGCCGGGCUGGGUGUCCCUUCCGUGGGAAAUGGGAAACUGCGAACGCACCCGAAAGACCCUGCGGUGUGGUAGUUCCUGUCAGUCCGACAUCCGACUCGGUUGGCGUCCUGAGUUAACCAACGUUAAAUGGAGCCCCGAGAGUCAGGAACACAAACAGCGCUCUCUGAAUUUGCGUAUGGUUUCACCAAGGAAAAUAGGGACAUUAGGUGCCCUUUCAGGAAUAGGCAGCUUUAGAUCACAGAGGAUCCGAUCCAGUUCUCCCGACCUUGAUGAAUGAGGAUUUCAGGUUUUUUUCCCCUUCCUAUACUUUUUUUUUUGCUAUUUCUGUGGUUUAAUCCUUUUGAAAUGUGACCUUAGUUUUUUUCUUUGAAGUCCCGCACAGCUCCCGUGCUGGCAAAAAGUCGAUGUGCAUUCGAUACAUUGCGAUAAUAGAGGACUGAUUUGUCUCUGAUGAGAUGGUAGGGAUUGUCUUGAUAUUGGAGAAAUAAAUAUUCUCCGAAGAACUGUCAACAAGAGUGACUUCCAAGGGUAGAGCGCUUGCCUGCCCGGACCAGGGCGGGCCCAGGCUAGAGUCUGGAAGUGGAACAGGUGAUUUCUCUAGUUUGAGUUACCUGUUCUUCCCCAAUGUCCUCUAAGGAACGUACACCGAGACCUGACUGCCUCGGUAAAACUAGCACUAAACUAAACCAGUUAAUGAGAGGAGACAGCCCUUCCUAAGGGUAGAGUUGUAACUGGAAGUUUGGGAAACUGAAAAAUAACUUGGGAUAGUUGAGUGGUCCUCAGUGAGGGAAAUGUUACAUCAGAAAGUAGAUAAUUGGGUCAUUUAACUUUCAGCUUUUAGGACAACCCUGGAUACAGACAGAUAUCCAGUGGUAAAAGAAGACACGACAACUGCCUGUAAAAUUUUAUAUAUUUAGUUCCCAUUUCCCCUUUGUCUUGCAGUUUAAUGUGUUCUUGUCAUGUGUUCUGCCAUCAUUGGCUUUACUUCUUAAAAAAAUAGCUGCCAUUUAUGGGUCAUGUGCUGUGGCUGGGACUGCUAAUCAUUUCCAGUGUUUCUAAUCACAGGGACCAAAUGAGGUAGAGACUGCUGUUUUAUGGAUGAGGUGACUGAGACUCACAGAGGUUAAGUGACUUGCCUGACACACAAAGCCAAGGUUUGAAUGUUCUUAAAAAAUUAAACAUACCUUUAUUUAAUAUUUUAAAGAAAUGUACACAAUGAAAUGUCAAUGAAAAGCUUACAAUAAGAAGCAACAGUCCCCUGUCCCACCUUUCAGUCCCCCUCCUCAGAGACUUUUACAUCUUUUUGUUGUUUCUUCAAGUUCUUAAUAGCUCUAAAUGAUAAGCUGGUAUUAAUUUUACACGUUUUUGACUUGGUUACGAUAGUAUGAUCUAACUCUUUGUGUCAUAUUCCACCUCUUCUAUCCCCUGAAUUCACUGUGCUCAGUUAACUCAAGUUGUUAUACAUUGUUUGCUUCACAGCCAAGUAAUGCAUUUUCCUUCUAAUACAGCUGUUUGUUUUUUCUAUUGUUUGUAAUGGCCUUUCUUUUUCUUUGCAUUUCCGGCUUCCAUUGACUUCUUACAUUGUUUUAAAUUCUCAAGGGUAGUGUCAAAUCUUUUCAACUUUCCCCUUCCUCUCCAGUCCACUGUCUUCUUUUUCUAAUCUGGAUUGAUUUUUCUAUGCCAGCAGUGGUAUCAUUCUGGUAUUUUCCUUUGUUAUACAUAUCUGGGUUUGUUCAGGGCUUCAUAUUUUAGUCUUGGUUUUCUUCAUUUCAGUGAGAACCUUUGACCAAGUAGCCUUAUUCCUUUAGGGUAACUUUUUAGGAUCCUCUUUGGUUUUAGGACAUUUCAGGAGUCCCAAAGGAUGUGCUCUUUGAUCCUGGGGGCUUGUCCUUCAACUCUGGGAAAGUCUCUUGUAUUAUUUAUUUGAGAAUUUCUUCUCUUUUGCUCUUCUCUUUUCCAAGUUCCUGUUAAUUUGGUGAUGGGCAUCUUGACCACCUGAAUCUCUUAUCUUUAUCUUCUUCCUGUGUCAUUUUAUUUCUGGGAGAAGGCUUCAAUUUAUCUUCCAAUCCUGUUUUAAAUUUUUUAUUUCCAUAAUUGAAAUGUUAAUUUCCAAGAGUAUAUUUGUUCUAUUCCUUUUUCAUAGUAGCUUAUUUUUUAAUGCAUUAUCUUCUUUACACUGAGGAUACUAGUAAGGAUUUUUUCAUUUUUUUUUCUGAUUUCUUAUUUCAUCUAGUGUCACUGUUUUUUUAAAAUACUGGCUUCUUGCUUUGUAUGGCAAGUACUCCUCAAUUAUUGGUACUUGUUAUCUAAAGCAAGAGGAAGGUGGUAGAUCUGAGUCUGUGGGGUUGGUUUUGAAAAUGUGUGGUUUCCCUUUGGGUGACUGGGAACUUGUUAUUGUGCUUGGAACUUGAAUGCCAGAUGGCUAAGAGAUUUGCUCUGGGCCUUCCAGCAUAAGACCCCUUUGAUUGGGUGUGGCCCGCUUGGUCUAAGGGGCCCCUUGUACAGCUCUCCUGUACCAGGACUGUCUUCCAUGUGCAGGCGCAGACUUCGACCUCUCCUUCCCAGCAUGCUGCAGGCUUACAGCCCCCCUUUGGUUGUACCCACUCUUGUGUGCUCCACAUUGCUAUUCCCUUUGCUCUCUUUAGAUCCUGUUAGUCUGCCAGAAAUUUGCAAAAUCUCUUGUCUGCCUUCUUAUUUUCUUUCUUGUGGGUUUAUUAUGUGCUAUUAAAAUAAUUUUAAUGGGAUGAGCAGAGAUCACGUGUAUACCAGUCAGUUCCUGAUUAUGAGCAGGAAUUCCAGAACCUAUUCUCCUCAUCCCUGUGCUCCUCUUUGAUGCCUCCCAGUGGCCUAGGUGAUGAUGCCCACCAUCAGUGGGACCUCGGUCCAGUCACAAUCACCAUGGCUGCUUCCUUAUUGCAAGUGUGGGAGGAUGGUGUGCGUUCCUUGUGGAGGUUCUCCUGGCUCUGCAGUCUUGGAGAGGGUAUCAGGUUCAGCUGGGGAAGGCUAACCAUAGAUGGGUCUUUUAGCAAAGAUUGUGAUUUCAGAUUCUUCAGUCAGUUUCACAGAAUAUCAGUGUACUAAGAGAGCAUUUCUGUGUACCAAAGUUUAAGGAAUGACUCUAGUUAAGCAGUGAUGACUGUACUCGAAGUGUAAUCUUGAUGCGUUUUAGUUGAUUGUUCUUUGAAAGUUGUGCACAGUAGAAUGCACCAGCUGUAUUUGCCAAGGCCUUGCAAGUGAAGUGGUCCAUGGGCCAGGAGCGUCACCAUUACUGGGCAUUUUAGAGAAAUGCAGACUCUCAGGCCCUGCCCAGAUGUAUGGAAUCAGAAUCUGUAGUUUUAUAAACUUAAUUUUUACAAAAGAGUUGUAAAAAUUGUUUAGAGAGCUUUCCUACUCCCUUUACCUAUCUCCCCUAAUGCUGACAUCAUACAUAAUCAAAUAUCCGUAGGAAAACCAGAAAAUUAACAUCGGCAUGGUAUAUUAACUAAAUAAUAGACCUUAUUGAACAGUUUUCCACUAAUGUCCUUUUUCUGUUUCAGGAUCUAAUCCGGGAUCCCACUCUUCAUUCAGUUGUCAUAGCUCCUUAAAUCUCCUCCAAUCUGUGAUAUUUAUAUAGCCCCAAAGUAUAUCUCCCAAGAAAUUUAUAAAUUGCAAAGAGAAAAUUAGUAAUAUCACAGUGAAAACACCCAGCAGAUACCACCUUAACAUCAUCAGUAAUAAGACGUAAUGAUAUGUAACCUGGUAUGAUGCACUGAAACAUACCCUCAGAUGAGAAAUGCAUAUGCUCAGUCUAAUCAUGAGAAAACUCAUGAGGGACAUUUGCCAAAUAUUGACUAGUGCUUUUCAGAAGUGUCCAGUUUUGUUUUGUUUUUUUGGUGGGUUUUUUUUUUGCUUAAAUUUAUUUUCUCACAGUUCCUGGAGACUGGAAAUCUGAUACCAAGAUGUCAGCAGGUUUCUUUCCUUCUCAGGCCUCUCUCCUUGGUUUGCAGAUAGAUGGCCACUUUUCUGUGUCCUCCCAGAGUCUUUCCUCUGUACAUACAUGUCUGGUGUCUCUUUGUAAAAAUUUCCUUUUCUUAUAAGGAUACCAGUCAUAUUGGAUUAGGGCCCACCUUAAUGGCUUAUUUUAACCACCUCUUUAAAGUCCCUGUCUCCAAAUACAGCCACAUUCUGAGGCACUGGGGCCAAAGUUUCAACAUGAAUUUUGGAGAGACACAAUUAUAUCCAUAACAGGAGAAGGCAGUUCCAGAGAUUUUUGAGGAAACUAAUUUCCAUGCUGCAUCUAUACCCCAGAUUCUUGGACCAUCACCUAGUUGGUGUAAUUGUUAGUAUCAGCUGAAGUAAAACCUUACAAAGGCUAUCAGGAAAAGCAUAAAAGGCAAAUAGUAAUGGUUUCUAGCACAUGCACACUCUCUUUCUUUGAGGUUUAAAGUUGAUUAUGAAUACUUUAAGAAAUAAAUGUCAGGUUUUGAUAUAAUUGCAAAAAAUAUGUAAACUUAAUAAACUUUUUCUGCUUUCUUGUGGUAUUUCCCCUCACCAGAUAGUAGUCGGGAUCUUUUUCUGAUCCACUGUUUUGAAUUAAGUGCAUUUGCUUUUUUCCCAGAUUGAUUUUCAGGAUAAAACACACAGUUCUUUUCUUAAAAACAUAUACUUUUCCUAGAUAUUUUUCUUUUAUUAUUGUAGAAUAGCACAUCCACAUAAAAGAAAUUUCUGAAAAAAUCCCCCUCUAAUCCUACCACAUUCAUACGUUAUAUAUCUGAGAAUACUUUUCCAGUUUUUAUCUGCAAAAGACACUUUUUUACAUAAUUUGUCUACAUAUGAACAUAACAUUUUCAGUGACUUUUACUUAAAAAUAUGAGUUAUUUUCCCUGUUUCUGUAGUUCUCAUGAUAACCUGUAAUGGGUGUAUAACAUUUCUUGAGUGGAUGUAUCUAUCAUAACUUGCUUAGCAGUUCUUUUAUUGUUGGUCAUUUAGGUCGUUUCUAGUUAUUCUCUGCUCUAGGAUGUGGCCUGGAGUAGAAGUGUCCAGUCUUGAAAGAUGGGGAAAGACUCAAUUUGCAUUUAAAAAAAUUGCCAGGUGUUGUUUAUUCACUUUGGUGCUGAAGAAUACCUCCUGUGCUAGAUGGUCACCAAGGAAAUAAGAGACAGUGAACCACAAACCUUGUUUUGUGGAUUGGUUAUUUAGGUGUGCUAGGCACAGAUUCUAGAUGAGUUUUCAUUAGUGAUUUAUUGAUAACACCUGUUAUAGUUUAUUAGCCUUAGUUUUUCCUUAUGAUCUUCAUCUAUACUGUAUGUAUCCUGAAAACAUUAGCUAUACAAUUAAAUAUGUUACAUGACAGUGCCAAACUGACUUUAAAAUGCCCAUGUAACUUUACUACUUUAACUAUUUAAAUCUGGAAACAAUAAACAUUUUCUCAUUUUGAAGAAAAGACUUCUGUGGGGAAAAUACACAUUAAGGGUCUCAAUGAGAAUGUCUCAGAUAAAAGCUUUAAAAAUUUUCCCUAUACUAGAGGUAAAUAAAAAUCGUUAUUGUUUUCUCUGACUUCAUAUAUAUGGUGGUCGUAAAAACAAAAUCACAUAAUGAAUUGUUCAUCAGAAGUGCUCGGAACCAUUCUGAAAUGUUCAUUUUGUGGGGAUGUGAGGAGUUUCAGGGACUUUGAGAGCAAAUAUUGAGUGGGAUCACAUGGAUGCAAUUUGUUCUUAGAAAGCUAUACUUGUUUUCUUGUUCAUGGACAGUUUUGGAGCUCAGUUAGCACAUCACAGAUGAAGAAAAUCUUAGCAGUCAUCUCUGCCUUCUCAAAUAGUUUUUAAAAUACUUAACUCUUAGGUUUCCCACUUUUCUCCUGUGCAGGAUGUGAAACCACUUAAAGAUGAGAGCUUCAGCUACUCAUUUUAUGCCCUCUGCCUUACCUUUGGCUCUGUCCACUGUUCAGGGCUGUGCUCAGCCUGGUCCCUGGGAAGAGAGGGUGUCUGUCCUCAGUCCUAGAAGCAACAAAAAAUUUAAUUCGACUUGCUUCAUGGGUUCUCCCAGGAUCAUUCAAGAGCUCAGUAUGGCUGCUUUGCCUUAUUGGGACAUCUAUAAAUCCACUAAAAUCUGAAUCAGAAAUCCCUCUUUACAGCCAACAGGAGGUGGAGCAGGAAAAACCAAUCCAGACCUGUAGGUUCUCCUGGAGCAGUUGCUGAGGAUGAAGGUUGAAGAAACUCCCAGUGUUCAGCACAGGCACCAGGUUCAGAGAAUAUUACUGGAUAUAACUGAGGUGAUAGAAUCCUAGCCCUGUGUGAGUUUGAUUCUUGCUCAUUUAUCGGCCCCUCUCCUCUCACUCUGGAUGAUGUCAGAACAGGAUCUGGCGGACGUGGUGCAGAUUGCAGUAGAAGACCUGAGUCCCCAUCACCCAGUUGUAUUGGAGAAUCAUGUAGUGACAGAUGAAGAUGAGCCAGCUUUGAAACGCCAGCGAUUAGAGAUCAAUUGCCAGGACCCUUCUAUAAAGUCAUUCCUGUAUUCCAUUAACCAGACAAUAUGCUUGCGAUUGGAUAGCAUUGAAGCCAAGCUGCAAGCUCUCGAGGCUACUUGUAAAUCAUUAGAAGAAAAGCUGGAUCUAGUCACGAACAAGCAGCACAGUCCCAUCCAAGUCCCCAUGGUGGCAGGCUCCCCUCUCGGCGCGACGCAGACGUGCAACAAAGUGCGAUGCGUCGUCCCCCAGACUACAGUAAUACUCAACAGUGAUCGGCAGAACGCCAUUGUAGCCAAGAUGGAAGACCCCUUGAGCAACAGGGCACCGGAUUCCCUGGAAAAUAUCAUUAGCAAUGCGGUUCCCGGGCGUCGGCAGAACACCAUUGUGGUGAAGGUGCCAGGGCAAGAAGACAGCCACAACGAGGACGGGGAGAGCGGGUCCGAGGCCAGUGACUCCGUUUCCACCUGUGGACAGUCGGGAAGUCAGAACAUCGGGAACAACGUCACUCUCAUCACCCUGAACUCAGAAGAGGACUACCCCAACGGCACCUGGCUGGGAGACGAGAACAACCCUGAGAUGCGGGUGCGCUGUGCCAUCAUCCCCUCUGAUAUGCUGCACAUCAGCACCAACUGCCGCACAGCCGAGAAGAUGGCGCUGACACUGUUGGACUACCUCUUUCACCGGGAGGUGCAGGCUGUCUCCAACCUCUCAGGCCAGGGGAAGCACGGCAAGAAGCAGCUCGACCCCCUCACCAUCUAUGGCAUCCGGUGUCACCUCUUCUAUAAAUUUGGAAUCACGGAAUCUGACUGGUACCGAAUAAAACAGAGCAUCGACUCCAAAUGCAGGACAGCCUGGCGGCGGAAACAGCGAGGCCAGAGCCUAGCCGUGAAGAGCUUCUCUCGGAGAACACCCUCCUCAUCCUCAUACAGUGCAUCAGAGAGCAUGAUGAGCACGCCGCCACCCGCCACUGAGAUACCACAGCCCCAGCCACAGGCCCUGCACUACGCCUUGGCCAAUGCCCAGCAGGUCCAGAUCCACCAGAUUGGAGAGGACGGACAGGUCCAAGUAGGUCACCUUCACAUCGCUCAGGUGCCUCAAGGGGAGCAGGUACAGAUCACGCAGGACAGUGAGGGCAAUCUACAGAUACACCAUGUGGGACAGGAUGGGCAGGUGCUGCAGGGGGCCCAGCUAAUAGCUGUGGCCUCUUCAGACCCUACUGCUGCAGGAGUGGAUGGGUCGUCUCUGCAGGGCAGUGACAUCCAGGUCCAGUAUGUCCAGCUGGCGCCAGUGACUGACCACACCACAGCAGCUCAGACAGCCGAGACCCUGCAGCCCACCCUGCAGCCCGAAAUGCAGCUUGAGCACGGAGCCAUCCAGAUCCAGUGAUGCAGGACAGGCUGCCCGACCACAACAGGACCCAAGGUGGAGGAGCUGUCGCCGCUCUCAGCGCCGGCUCCAGCCAACCACCCAGUUCUACAUGCGCCUGGCCCCAUGGCUUCCACAGG